AUGAGUAAACAAAGCGCACAAGUGAUUUGGUACAGGGACAGGGAAAGUGAUAACUAUUCAAGUGACUCAGAUGUCUAUAGUGAUAAUAUAUCUGAAAGUGGGUCAGAAAAUUGCAGUGACUAUGGUUUCAACUAUGAGUCAGAUACUGAAACUACUAUUAAGUCUUCAAUAUCCCAACCCCCUAAAGUAGAAGAACAAAUAUCUAAUACGACAUCUUUCACAGAGCAAAGAUAUGUCGAACAAUAA
Molecule: messenger RNA, 246 nt
Organism: Ambispora gerdemannii
Lineage: Eukaryota; Fungi; Glomeromycota; Glomeromycetes; Archaeosporales; Ambisporaceae
Source: the annotation of a GenBank genome assembly